CGGACCCACUGAGUACAAUACUUGGGUUUUGUUUUUAGUUUAGAAGCAGUUCUCAUGAGCGGCAUGAGGAUGUUGAUCAUAACGAUUGUAUUCGUUGGCCUGCUAGGAUUCUGCUUGGCUGAACAACCGUAUACAGUACAAAAUGAAGCGCUAGAACCAUUUAAAGGACUGAGCGAAACUUGCGUUGACAUGUCGAAUUUAAAAACUGUGGGCCGUCAGCGUUUUGUAAAUGGUUCGAUUUUAAUACUGCAGGAUUUGGAUAGUGAUAAUUACAAAUUCCAAGUCGAAUUGUUCUCAAGUCCACAAGGUGAUGGCCAAUACAAGCGACUACCAAUGGGUGUACCAAUGACCAGAGUUUGCGAUGGAUUUAAAGAUUUGUAUACGAAAAUCAUACAACCCUCUUUAAAGCAGGGUGAAAAUACGAACUUCCCUUUCAUUCCCGAUGAGGGUUUGUGCCCUCUACCAGCUGGUGAGUAUUAUAUAAAAACGGUAGAGUUCGAUACGGAUACAUGGCCCAAUCAGGUUCCACGUGGCGUUCUAAAAGCUGUGUUGACAUUUUUCAAGAAUGAUGUGAGUGUUGGCGGAACUGUGAUGAAGAUGAAAAUCGAAGAUAGACAAUAAUCAAAGAAUAAGUGAAAAUCAAAAUUAACUAAAAGAUUCGCAGCAGAGCAUAGUUGUAUUAAAAUCGUGGUGGAGGGGAAUAAACUAUUUUAUAAUUUUUAAAUCAAUGCUUAAAGAAAGAAAAAGUCAUAAACAUAUACAUAUAUUAACUUUCUUGUUUCAUACGAUAUGUUUUAUCAGUUAGUAAGGCACAACGAAGAAAAGCACCAAUUACCGAAAUAUUUUCAUGAAUUAAUAUACAUAUGUAAUUAUAAUAUUAUAUAAUACUGAUUUCUUAAAUAAAAAUAGACAGACAAAGCAA
Molecule: messenger RNA, 922 nt
Organism: Zeugodacus cucurbitae (melon fly)
Lineage: Eukaryota; Metazoa; Arthropoda; Insecta; Diptera; Tephritidae
Exons: 2
Coding region: 55-621 (188 amino acids)
Source: RefSeq, a predicted model, not a curated record